Messenger RNA from Salvelinus fontinalis (brook trout), 1575 nucleotides. It is a transcript of the gene ubb, whose product is annotated as ubiquitin B. Gene Ontology annotation, molecular function: protein tag activity; ubiquitin protein ligase binding. The coding region runs from base 115 to 1488 and encodes 457 amino acids. The record is from RefSeq and is a predicted model, not a curated record. Lineage: Eukaryota; Metazoa; Chordata; Actinopteri; Salmoniformes; Salmonidae. Gene Ontology annotation, cellular component: cytoplasm; nucleus. Gene Ontology annotation, biological process: protein ubiquitination; modification-dependent protein catabolic process. The transcript has 2 exons.
UCAGCGUUCCCUUCAUAAAAUAUCAUCAGGUCCAUUGUCUACUUGAACAUAGAAGCAAGAAGAAAUUAUUAAAGAAGAUUUCGUGAAAUUGUCUUUGAGGUCAAUCGUGCAAAGAUGCAGAUCUUCGUGAAGACCCUGACAGGCAAGACCAUCACCCUCGAGGUUGAGCCAAGCGACACCAUUGAGAACGUGAAGGCCAAGAUCCAGGACAAGGAGGGCAUCCCCCCAGACCAGCAGAGGCUGAUCUUCGCCGGCAAGCAGCUGGAAGAUGGCCGCACCCUCUCAGACUACAACAUUCAGAAAGAAUCCACCCUCCAUCUUGUGCUGCGUCUCAGGGGUGGCAUGCAGAUCUUCGUCAAGACCCUGACAGGCAAGACCAUCACCCUCGAGGUUGAGCCAAGCGACACCAUUGAGAACGUGAAGGCCAAGAUCCAGGACAAGGAGGGCAUCCCCCCAGACCAGCAGAGGCUGAUCUUCGCCGGCAAGCAGCUGGAAGAUGGCCGCACCCUCUCAGACUACAACAUUCAGAAAGAAUCCACCCUCCAUCUUGUGCUGCGUCUCAGGGGAGGCAUGCAGAUCUUCGUCAAGACCCUGACAGGCAAGACCAUCACCCUCGAGGUUGAGCCAAGCGACACCAUUGAGAACGUGAAGGCCAAGAUCCAGGACAAGGAGGGCAUCCCCCCAGACCAGCAGAGGCUGAUCUUCGCCGGCAAGCAGCUGGAAGAUGGCCGCACCCUCUCAGACUACAACAUUCAGAAAGAAUCCACCCUCCAUCUUGUGCUGCGUCUCAGGGGUGGCAUGCAGAUCUUCGUCAAGACCCUGACAGGCAAGACCAUCACCCUCGAGGUUGAGCCAAGCGACACCAUUGAGAACGUGAAGGCCAAGAUCCAGGACAAGGAGGGCAUCCCCCCAGACCAGCAGAGGCUGAUCUUCGCCGGCAAGCAGCUGGAAGAUGGCCGCACCCUCUCAGACUACAACAUUCAGAAAGAAUCCACCCUCCAUCUUGUGCUGCGUCUCAGGGGUGGCAUGCAGAUCUUCGUCAAGACCCUGACAGGCAAGACCAUCACCCUCGAGGUUGAGCCAAGCGACACCAUUGAGAACGUGAAGGCCAAGAUCCAGGACAAGGAGGGCAUCCCCCCAGACCAGCAGAGGCUGAUCUUCGCCGGCAAGCAGCUGGAAGAUGGCCGCACCCUCUCAGACUACAACAUUCAGAAAGAAUCCACCCUCCAUCUUGUGCUGCGUCUCAGGGGUGGCAUGCAGAUCUUCGUCAAGACCCUGACAGGCAAGACCAUCACCCUCGAGGUUGAGCCAAGUGACACCAUUGAGAACGUGAAGGCCAAGAUCCAGGACAAGGAGGGCAUCCCCCCAGACCAGCAGAGGCUGAUCUUCGCCGGCAAGCAGCUGGAAGAUGGCCGCACCCUCUCAGACUACAACAUCCAGAAAGAAUCCACACUCCAUCUUGUGCUGCGUCUCAGGGGAGGACCUUAAGUUUCCCCUGCUUUUUUCAAAAGUUACUGAUUUAUAGUUUUUUUUAUUCUUAAAGCCAUAAAGGCAAAAUAAAGGUAUUUCAUUUAA